AUGUUGAUCCGGAUUAUUGGAGUUACUUUGAAAUUUUACGAUGAAAUGAAUGUUUGUGAUAUUAUGUUGUUGGAGGAUGACAAGGGAACUAAGAGGAUGAAAACAAUUAUGGUAAUGACCGGGUAUUGUCAUUUAUAUGCUACUCAUCCUCUUUCACAGUCUGACAUUAUUGAUGAAUCAAUUCUUUCAUUAGAAUUCAUUGAUGAAGUUGUUGUGGAUGUGAGAGCUGACUUAAGAGUUAAUGAAACUAUUGUGGAUGAUGACAUAGAUGGAGUAGAAGUUAAUGAAGAUGUUGUGCAUGAGAGAGAUAACUUAGGAGUUAAUGAAAAUGUCGUGGAUGAGGGAGAUGACUUAGGAGUUAAUGAAGAUGUUGUGCAUGAAGGAGAUGACUCAGACAAUAAAAAAGAUGUUGUGGAAGAGGGAGUUGACUUAGGAGUUAAUGAAGAUGUUGUGGAUGUGGUGCAAGAGGGUAUAAAAGUGGGGACCAAUGUGUUUGGAAAUGUUGAAAAUUUGGUGCAAGAGGGGACAAAAGUGGGGACCAAUGUGGUACAACAAAGUACAAAUGUGGGGACCAAUGUGGGUGAUGAGAGGAUAAACUAUAACAUUGAGAAAAAUGUGGGUGAUGAGGGGAUAAACCGUGGCAUUGAGGAUAAUGUGGAGACCACUGAUAGACUCAAUUGUAGCAAAACAAAAGUUGAGGGAGUUAAUGAAGAUGAGAGAGUGGAAGCAGAAGUAGAGGUGGAGGUGGAGGGUAGUGAAGACAGAGCUUUAGAUGUCAAUUUUGAAGACCCGGAAAAUGAUAUAGAAAUUGAUGGAGAGAUAGUAGUUGAUGAUGAGGAAGUGAGUACAAAGGAAAAGGCAAAGAGCAAGACAAAGGGCAAGGCAAAGUCUAAGGCAAAGGAAAAUGCAAAGUAUAAGGCAAAUAGUGAGGUCUUAAAGGCAAAUUUAAGAGGAUUAAGUGACAUUGAAGAGUAUGAUAGUGAUGAGUUACCUCGUGAGUAUGAUAGUGAUAAUGAUGAGAUUAUAAAGGAUGCUUUUGUAACCUUCGAGCUUCCAAAAAAAUGGGAGACUACAAAUGGAAUGUAG
Vicia faba (fava bean) is the source of this 1086-nucleotide messenger RNA. The record is from the annotation of a GenBank genome assembly. NCBI's taxonomy places the organism in Eukaryota, Viridiplantae, Streptophyta, Magnoliopsida, Fabales, Fabaceae.